UGUUCACCGAGUUUCACUCUGCCUUCAUAACAUCAUAUAUUCGCAAGAAGAAAAAGAAAAAUUCUAGUUGAAUUUAUUGGCAUAAAUAACAAACCCUCCCCCCUGUCUUUAAUCAAUAGCAUAUAUAAAAGAUAUUUGACCAAGAGAGAGUAAAAAAAAAAAAUACAGGUUUAUCAAAUAGUUAAUAUGCCUAUGCAAAAAGAUCUUCAAAAAAUCCAUAAAGAUAUUCAAGAAAUUAUGCAUGAGUGCAAGUCCUUACGUCGAGGCAAAUACUCUUCUGAAGACAUUCAGCACUUGCAAGAAAAGCUUCAUAACAUUGAUACUCAAUAUAAGGAAGGUAUUAUCGAUGAUCGUAACAAAGAGGAUAUCAAUGAUGACCCUUAUGAACACGAAGGUCAAGCUCAAGUAGCUAAUGAUUUAGCAAAGGCUCACCAAAAGUUAUCUGAAAUGUUGAGCCAAGUUAGUCAAUAAAUACUAUAUAUACUUGUAUAUAUGUAUAUUUGUACAUAUUUUUUUUUUAAAAAAAAAA
This is a messenger RNA of Cokeromyces recurvatus, 529 nucleotides long. RefSeq lists its product as uncharacterized. The transcript has 2 exons. NCBI's taxonomy places the organism in Eukaryota, Fungi, Mucoromycota, Mucoromycetes, Mucorales, Mucoraceae. The record is from RefSeq and is a predicted model, not a curated record. The coding region runs from base 187 to 471 and encodes 94 amino acids.